GCCCGGAGCGCGCCGAUCGCGGGCGAGAGGCCGGCGGGGAGUGGGCGCCGGCCGGGCGCUGCGAGGCCGGGAGUCCCUGCGCACACAGCCCCGCGCGCUCCUCUCCCCGCGCCCGAGCGCACGUGCGCGGCCUGGCGGGACGUCCCGCCCGCCCCGUCCCGUCCCGGGCGCGGAGGCUUCUGCAAAGAUGAUCCCUUGGUGCGUGCUGCUCUUCCUCCUCGCAGUGGCGCGAGCCGCGGACGAGCAGAGCCCGGAGGCGGCCCUGGUGGGGCCCAACGCCUCGCACUUCUUCUCCUGGAACAACUAUACCUUCUCCGACUGGCAGAACUUCGUGGGCCGGAGGCGCUACGGAGCCGAGUCCCAGAACCCCACGGUGAAAGCCCUGCUCAUCACGGCUUACUCCUUCAUCAUCAUCUUCUCUCUCUUUGGCAACGUCCUGGUCUGUCAUGUCAUCUUCAAGAACCAGCGGAUGCACUCGGCCACCAGCCUCUUCAUCGUCAACCUGGCCGUCGCCGACAUAAUGAUCACGCUCCUCAACACCCCCUUCACUUUGGUCCGCUUUGUGAACAGCACGUGGGUGUUCGGGAAAGGCAUGUGCCACGUCAGCCGCUUCGCUCAGUACUGUUCCCUGCACGUCUCAGCCCUGACGCUGACAGCCAUCGCCGUGGACCGCCACCAGGUCAUCAUGCAUCCGUUAAAACCCCGGAUCUCAAUCACAAAAGGUGUCAUCUACAUCGCAGUCAUCUGGACCAUGGCGACCUUCUUUUCACUUCCACACGCUAUCUGCCAGAAAUUAUUUACCUUCAAGUACAGUGAGGACACUGUCCGCUCCCUGUGCCUGCCAGACUUCCCUGAGCCAGCCGACCUCUUCUGGAAGUACCUGGACUUGGCCACGUUCAUCCUGCUUUACAUUCUCCCCCUCCUCCUCAUCUCUGUGGCCUACGCCCGUGUGGCCAAGAAGCUGUGGUUGUGCAACACCAUUGGGGAUGUGACCACGGAGCAAUACCUGGCCCUGCGACGCAAGAAGAAGAAAACCAUCAAGAUGCUGAUGCUGGUGGUGGUCCUGUUUGCCCUCUGCUGGUUCCCCCUCAACUGCUACGUCCUCCUCCUGUCCAGCAAGGUCAUCCACACCAGUAAUGCCCUCUACUUUGCCUUCCACUGGAUCGCCAUGAGCAGCACCUGUUACAACCCCUUCAUCUACUGCUGGCUCAACGAGAACUUCAGGGUCGCGCUGAAGGCAUUACUGCGCGUGUGCCAGAGGUCGCCCAAGCCUCGGGAGGAGCGGCCACCCUCCCCAGUCCCCUCCUUCAAGGUGGCCUGGACAGAGAAAAGCAGCGGCCGCAGCGCUCCACUAGCCAACAGCCUCCUGCCGUCCUCCCAGCUGCAGUCUGGGAAGACAGACCUGACGUCCGUGGAGCCUGUCAUGGCAGUGACCUAGAGGAGGAGAGCAGGAAGGGGCGGGGGGCAGGGCUCUGUCUCCAGAUGAGGCUGGGAAAGGGCCUGAGGGAGGACAAAGCCUGGAAAACAGCCUGUCCUCACACCCCUUCACAUGCUGGAAGCAGUUCCUGAAGAAGCCCAAGGACAUUUGAGUGCCUAGGCAACGCUGCCCAGGCUCCUCGACCCGAUAGAUGGGAAAACGAAAAGACAGCACCCAGCUUGACACGUGUUUGUGAACUCCUGUCUGAGCCAGGGGACCCAGGACGGCUUCAGCCCCCAUGGGGGCUGAGUCGGCCAACUGCCUACACCUGUCAGGCAGCUGCCUUACAGCCCUCCCACCACUGAGCACCCUCGAAGGACCCUGGAGUCAGACGUGCGGAGUGGCUGACCCAGAUGCACAGCUGUGCUUGAGAGAGGCCCGUCGGCCAGUGAAAGGUCAGUGAACCAGAGCCGGCGUGGAGGUGUGUAUGCCUCGCUUUCUGAAGUCACUGGAGCUGGCUGAGUCCCGGUUCUGUGGCGGCCCAACACGUGACAAGAAAAGACCGCGACUGGGUUCCUUAAUAUAAAGAGGAAUUACUGAGUUUCCUUAAAACAAAGAAACACUAUUAUGGAAACUUUGGAACAUUCAGAGAAGCACGAAGAAGAAAAUAAAAAUCACCCCCUUCUCCCUCCAACUUCUGAUAAGUUCUGUCAAAAUACUGUGGCUUUCUUUGCAGCUUCUUUUCGUGUGUGUGUGUGUGUGUGUGUGUGUGUGUCUAGGAUUUUCAUUUCAUGCUGAAUUACACUUGUCCAUUUAGAAAUAAGCAAGAAACUGGGCAUAGCCGAGAACUCCUGAACCCCUCUCCCGGGAAUAGUGUCCACCAGAAGAUUUCGAAGAUGAGGUGUGAGAAGAGCCCAAGGGGAACACCGUCCCAGAGCGGACAGACUGCCUUCGUCCCGCAGCCAGUGGUGGCAAGGGCCCGAGAAUAAAACUCAUCCAGGAGGCAUAAUUCCUCCUCUCCUGCAAGCACACAGAACAAGAGGUGGUGAAAUACUGCCCUGCUUUUGCAGGAGAUGAGGGAGCAGGCUUUCCAACAUGCUGGAAAUACCCGUGCUUAGACACCUCAUCCUCCCAAGCUGUCUGGUCAGGCCAUUUCUCCUCCAUGUCCUCUGAAUAAUAAGGCUUCUUCACGCCAGUUCUCAUAAGACGACUCACUGUCAACAUCACUCUCUCACGUGUCACUUAUCAAACCCUAUGGCAUCGUGAUGGUCCUUAGUGACUCAACUUGCCAGAGAAAUCUCAUUCCAGAGACAGUGAGUGUUUUCAUCACCUUCCAUCUGGCCCUGAGUGACUCACUGUGUCAUCCAGCAGAGAGACGCAUCAGGCAGGAGAGAGCUUCCUUCACCAGCCCUAAACAACUGCCGCUCUCACACUGGUUUGAGGUUUCUUUCUAGCACCAGAGAGAUCCUGAAAGCAAAGCAUGGUCAUGGAGCUAAGAGGGAAACUGAGGCUCAGGGAGAAGGGGUUUGUCUAAGGUUCACUUAGAUCUCUUGGCUGUUAAUUGAACCUGAACUUGGUCAUAUCAUCUGCUUCUCUGGAAGGAACCAUGGGGGUUCAUUAUCCUAUUCUCUCUAUUUACGAGGAUGUUUGAAAAUUUUCAAGACGUAAAGUUUAAAAAAUAAUCUUCUGAACAGUGGAUAGAAAAGUGACUUUCAUGGGACACAGAGAGCCUUUCAAGCCCAUAGGGAUCCCCAGGUGGAUUUUUUUUCAGACCAAGUGGCUCCCAGGCCUGUGAGUAUUGUCUCUUAAUGCUGCCAUGGAAAUUCUUACCAGAAAGAGAACAGGCGACAGGGUUACAGAAAAUUUGUCCUGCUCUGAAAUCACGGGGAAGGCUUCACUUUGUUCCUUCCUCUCUGAGGGCAUCUAGAAAUUCUGCCAAGUCCCAGAGAAGGCUCUUCUCUGGUGGAAGACCCUCCCCACUGAUGGCUCAUUAAGUCUGGGUCUCCUGUCAGCUCCCUGUCUCCCCCACCCCACGUUCCCUGUGUGCCUCAGAGCAGAAGUGAUUCGUGUUUGUGAAUGUGACGUGUGUAAAACUGGAAUCUUUCCACUGUGCUGUCAUGAGGACUUGACUGUAAAUUGCUCCCAUCUCAAUAAAAUACAUAGUGGUGUGUGGCCUGUGCUUCCCGGAUUUGUGAUGAGGCCACAGCUGCUGACCUUUCAAAUGGGGAUCCACGAGGAUUAGAUGAAGAGAGCGUGAAGAGCCUCGGCCCUCACCUCUACAUUUCACAGCUGCGCAAAAGCCCAAACACUGAGCGGGUUGAAAACCUCUGGUGAGUGCCUUCUUCCACGGAGCUGGCUGCCGAGGCCCCUCUUUUGUGAAAUCUGUGAAAUGAAUCUGUGCUGAGUGAUUUAAGCCGGGACUCCAGCUGUUCCUUGGUGAUUCCGGAGGAGGCGAAGCUGCCGCUCCCACGCGCAGGGUGCAGUAGGUACCACGUUCCUGUUCACAGGGUUUCUGCCCCCCUGGACCUGGGCUCCGCUUGUCCGACCAGCUAAGCUGGGUAGGAGCCUCUAUAAGCGGCUCUUUGCAGGAAACCGCCCUCAACAGGAAGCCCCUUUUCUUGUCACGUUAGCAAAGCUAUCUUGUAACUGACUCUUAGACCAGACAUCCGCAUGCUCUGCUCAUCUCUGGCCCAAGCACACCUUUCCCAUCUUUUGAUCACACAGUACCUUGCCUAACGUGUGGGUUCUUUUUGUAGAUCAAAGAAGUAGAAACGAAGAACAAGUACUUAACAGAUGACCAGAUCUCUUCCCUAGCUUCCCCUUCAGUAAUCUCGUGAACAAGAUAACAUCUAGAGGAAGGUCAGGAGGAGCUGAUGAGCCUGCAGCAGCAGGGAAUGUCCACGACUCUGACCCCCUAUCUCAAUGAUUAACUGAGGUUACUUCCCUGUUUCCCUUUAAAUCUUUCAUGGCCAAGCAGUCUUUGGAGGUGGUUUCUGGGGACACUGAGUGUACCAUCUCCCCAGAUUGCCGGCAUUCUGAUUAAAAGCAUCUUUCCUUUCUACCAACAGUUGUCU
Molecule: messenger RNA, 4491 nt
Organism: Orcinus orca (killer whale)
Lineage: Eukaryota; Metazoa; Chordata; Mammalia; Artiodactyla; Delphinidae
Gene: GPR83
Product: G protein-coupled receptor 83
Exons: 4
Coding region: 188-1438 (416 amino acids)
Biological process (GO): neuropeptide signaling pathway
Cellular component (GO): membrane
Molecular function (GO): neuropeptide Y receptor activity
Source: RefSeq, a predicted model, not a curated record